Molecule: messenger RNA, 2342 nt
Organism: Salvia splendens (bonfire salvia)
Lineage: Eukaryota; Viridiplantae; Streptophyta; Magnoliopsida; Lamiales; Lamiaceae
Product: heterogeneous nuclear ribonucleoprotein Q
Exons: 11
Coding region: 263-2152 (629 amino acids)
Molecular function (GO): RNA binding
Source: RefSeq, a predicted model, not a curated record
ACCCAAUCAACAAAUCCCGAUUAACAGAACGACUAAGGAUUAGUAGGCGGCGACACCGCGCAACGCCACCCUCCGCCACCGAGUAAUCGCCGCUUCACGCCCCAAUUUAAUCUGAUUAUUCCAAUCAAUCCAACUCGACAGCCAUUCGCACUUGCUCACAAUCCUCUGCGAAUGCGUCUAACACCAUUCACACCCCUCAGACUCAUGCCCUAAUUUAAUCUACACUCCCCUCUCCUCCCCCCCCCCCCCAAAAUUGGUGUCUAUGGAGCCUGGUAUUGGUAGAGCUGACGGAACCAGCUAUGAGGAAUCCGGAAAUCGUUUUGAUCUCGACAACUCCAGUAUUCAGCAUUGUGAGACCGGGAAAAUCGACUCAGAAGCUGUUAAUGUUGCUGGGGGUGGAGACGGAAGCAGGAACGACGUCGAUUCAUCUUGUGCUGGAGGAGAAAAGCCGCAGCUGGGGAACGAGAGCGCGAUAGGUGGAGUGGCGGGAAAUAGGAGUGUUAAGAAGAGGAUAGUAAAAAAGACUGUGAUAGUUAAAAGGGUGAUAAUGAAGAGGGUGCCGAAGAGGGUUUUGAUCAAUCGUUCGGAAGAGGGGAUCAAUUUGAGUGAGGUAAGAAGCAACGGUGGCGUGAUUGAAAAUUCUAACGUUGUUGAUGGGUCUAAAAGCUUGAACCCUGUGAAUUAUGUCGAUACAGAUGAUAUAAAAGGUAAUGAUGCUGUAGGUGAAGUAGAGAGAAACAAUGUAACAGUGUCUUCUUGUGAUUUAGAAGUUGAUAAGGCCAAAUUAAGCAUUGGGACUAUUAGUGAGAGAAAGAAUACUGUGACAGAGAAUGAAUUAACAUCAUGUAUUGUGGAGAAUCAGAGUACUGGUAUUGUCAAAGCAGCGGAUAUGGAGAUUCCCACAGGUCAAAGUGAACGUCCAGUAGGAGAAGAAUGUGGGAUUUUGGAUGCGAAGGAAAAUGGAAGACGGGAUAUUGAAGCUGAAAGUUGCAGUGGUGAAGUGGAGAGUGAUGAGGAAUCGGAAGCUGCGGAGCGGAGGAAGAAGCGGAAAACAGAGAUUUUCCUUGGUGGUCUGAGCAAGGCUACGAAGGAGGAAGACAUUAGGGAAGUGUUUGAAGGUGUUGGAUCAGUUGUGGAAGUAAGGAUAGUGGUGAACCCUACAUCAGGGAAGAAUAGAGGCUUUGCCUUUGUGCAGUUUGCCACAGCUGCUGAUGCUAAAAAGGCAUUAGCAAAAUACUCUGAAGUUGAGAUAUGUGGGAAGCUCUGCAAUACAGCUCCAGUCCAGGGAAGUGAUACAAUAUUUAUUGGUAAUAUAGACAGAAAUUGGAAGAGUGGAGAUUUGGUUGAGUUGCUAGAGAAAGCUGGCGUUGAGAAAAUAGAUACAGUCACUAUUAAGGCUAAUCCAACUAACAAAGAGAGAAAUCGUGGUUUUGCCUAUGUUGAGCUUCAAACAAGUAAAUAUGCUCGAAUUGCUUUUAAGAAACUGCAAGAGAAAGAUGCUUUAGGGAAAAACCAGAAUGUAAAUGUUUCAUGGGCACAACCCAUAAAUGAUCCAACCGAAGAAAAAAAUUCACAGGUUAAGAUGACUGCAUCCCUUGCAAAAACAAUUCCAAAGAGGAAGCAAAUGACACAAACCUCCAAUCUGACUAGCGCGCAACACCUUGAAGCAAAAGAGAAUGCAUCACGAACAUCCAAAAAGCCGCAUACACUUAGAAACAAGGGCAAAGCUGCCAGCAGUAGUUAUGAUCAUGUAAAGGUUGUUAACAGAACUUCUACUACUGAAGAACUUGUACAAUUAUUGAGGCAGCAAGCAUCAACGCAGAAUAAUCCUCCCCAUUCAGGUUCAGGUGCUGUUAUGUCAGACCAUUGUUUCCUCUUACCUGGGAGCAAGCAGCCAUUUUCACAAGUGGGCCAUGAUCCUCUCUCUGUGCAGCACCAAGGAUUGUCACAAGUGCAUGCAGAAAGAUUGUAUCGAAUUUCUGGCCCAAGCUCAUUAUCUCAUGGCAUUGGUCUGUUACAGUCCCCUUAUCAUCAUCAACCUGGGCCAGAGUUCCCAUCUGAAUCAAUCAAUGGGAGAAGUUAUCCUAGACAUUUUCAGGCCAGAGAUCGAGCUUCUUACUACGAAGAUACUAAUCCUUAUCGCAGACGUUGAGAAUUCAUCACUGGGGCUGGGCUUGAUUGGGGAACUGAUGUACAUUUAAAUGUAGAAUUUUCUGUUAAACUGUAGUGUGACUGAUGAUAUCUGCUCCAAUUUUGCUGUUAAAAAGAUUUGUUUUUGCUGUUUUGAAAUUAAAUUGAGUAUGAUAUUCAAUUUGAAAUUGAUAACAGAAGGUUCCCUCCAA